This is a messenger RNA of Leptopilina heterotoma, 1199 nucleotides long. Its product is annotated as prostatic spermine-binding protein-like. NCBI's taxonomy places the organism in Eukaryota, Metazoa, Arthropoda, Insecta, Hymenoptera, Figitidae. The transcript has 2 exons. The record is from RefSeq and is a predicted model, not a curated record. The coding region runs from base 648 to 1199 and encodes 183 amino acids.
AAAUUUAUUGCCUUGCCCUUCACGUUCCCUCUAUAAUCUUUGUGUUUGUUUUUCUUUUUGACUAUAGAGCUUCGUCGACCGCUUCGCGGUCAACUUCUUUGCUUCCUUCUUUUUUCUAUGCCAAAUGUUCCUUUUAUUUGAUUUUAAAUUGUUUAUUGUGACUCAUUUAAAAUUACCUAAAUUUUUAUUUAAUUUCUCUAAAGUUAAGUUAAUUAAAAUAAAAAUUGCUACUUCUUAAUAAUAUUGAAAAGAGCAGCAGCUCCAUCUUCUAACUAUGUGUGAAUUUUUAAGGUACUAUAUUUCAUUUGGAUUUGGAAAUGUGAGUGUGCCCUUCUAUGUUUAAUUUUCAUUGCUAUAACUGCGAGAGUACAUUCGAUUAUUUUCGAUUUAAAUUCGAGAUUUCUCACUCAUGUCUUUUUUUCUAAAGGAAAAUGUCCUUCAUUAAAUUUGCGCAUACCUCUCUCCACGCCCUCCCUUCCCACUAAUAGAAACACUCGCCGUCUCAUUUUCUAAAGGAAAACUCCCUCAUUCUCCCUACGAGAAAGUUGACUGGAGAAGGGGAAAUUUUAUUAAUUUUCAACAAAUUUUUCAAGCUGCGUAAAAUUUUUCUUUCUUCAGUUCGCACAGUUCGCACAGUUUGCAUCAUCAUGGCUUCACAAAGAAAAUUCUUCUCCUUCUAUUUGCAAAAAUUAGUGCACGAAGAUGUAAUGAGAGAUGAAGGAGAAGGAAUUGAAGGACCAUCGACACAACGAACGGACAGAAAAAGAAAAAUGGACCAAGACGCAGACAAGGACAAAAGUAAAGGGAAAAAAAUUAAAAUUAUUGACGAGAGUGACACCGAUGACGAACAAGAAGAACAGAAAAAUAAAAUUCCCGACAAUAGCAACACUUACGAGGACAGUGAUGACGGGUACAUUUUAGAAAUUGACGACAGUGACACCACCACUGACGACGAACAGGAACAGGAUGACAAUAGUGACAGUGACAGUGACGAUGAUGACGAUGAUGAUGAUGAUGAUGAUGAUGAUGAUGAUGAUGAUGAUAAAACAUUUUUAUCAAAAUUGGUGGAAGGAGUAGACUUUUAUUACUGGAAAGGAGUGAAAUUUCCGCUAAAAAAUUUUUCGAAAAAAAUGAAAAGAAGAGAGCAAAAGCAGAAGAAGAAAAAUCCGGCUUACGUGAUGAAUCAAAAGUUUGUUUAG